CUUGAACAGCUCCUAGAGAGAACAAGGCGUGCGGAGCCCAGAUCACCAGCAUCAUGCUCCUUGGGCUUGGAUCGUAGAUCCCCCUCUUUGAACAUUAAAAUAACUCCUUCGCACAUCAGCGUCCCAGACAGACCCAGCGAGACAACAGGCACGUGAAAGAGAGAGAAAAGAAAGAGGAGGAAGAGAAAAAUCUGCAACCAAGUGGACUAAAGCAAAAAGAAAGAGUGCUUUGCUUGCACAGCUGCAAAGUGGGAAUUUAAAGAACUGCAGAGAGAAAUUCCAGCUCAUCAGCACAUACACAUUGCAGAAUUACAGAUCCAGGUAGAAAUGACAUCAACAGGGAAAGAAGGCAGCGGAGCUCAACAUGCACAAUAUGUUGGACCCUAUCGUUUGGAGAAAACCCUAGGAAAAGGACAGACAGGGCUUGUGAAGUUGGGGGUUCACUGUGUCACAUGUCAGAAGGUUGCGAUAAAAAUUGUCAACAGAGAGAAGCUCAGCGAGUCGGUGCUAAUGAAGGUGGAGCGGGAAAUAGCCAUCCUGAAGUUGAUAGAGCAUCCCCAUGUUUUAAAGCUGCAUGACGUUUACGAAAAUAAAAAAUAUUUGUACUUGGUGCUAGAACACGUGUCAGGUGGGGAGCUCUUCGACUAUCUUGUAAAAAAGGGAAGAUUGACACCAAAAGAAGCCAGGAAGUUCUUCCGACAAAUCAUCUCUGCUUUAGACUUCUGCCAUAGUCAUUCAAUAUGCCACAGGGACUUAAAACCAGAAAACCUACUGCUGGAUGAAAAGAACAAUAUCCGGAUAGCAGACUUUGGGAUGGCAUCGCUGCAGGUUGGGGACAGCUUGUUAGAAACCAGUUGUGGAUCACCGCAUUAUGCCUGCCCUGAAGUUAUCCGGGGAGAAAAGUAUGAUGGAAGGAAAGCAGACGUCUGGAGCUGUGGAGUCAUUUUGUUUGCGUUGCUAGUGGGUGCCCUGCCGUUCGAUGACGACAACUUGCGGCAGCUGUUGGAGAAGGUGAAACGUGGAGUGUUCCACAUGCCACAUUUUAUCCCUCCGGACUGUCAGAACCUCUUGCGGGGGAUGAUUGAAGUGGAUGCCUCGAAACGUCUCACGCUAGAACAUAUUCAGAAACACAUAUGGUAUAUAGGGGGUAAGAAUGAGCCAGAACCAGAGCAACCAAUCCCUCGAAAGGUGCAGAUUCGUUCUCUCCCUUCCUUGGAGGAUAUUGAUCCAGACGUGUUAGAUAGCAUGCACUCGUUAGGCUGCUUCCGUGACCGAAAUAAACUCUUACAGGACUUGUUGUCGGAAGAAGAAAACCAAGAGAAAAUGAUUUAUUUUCUUCUGCUUGACCGGAAGGAGAGAUAUCCUAGUCAUGAAGAUGAGGAUCUUCCCCCUAGAAAUGAAAUAGAUCCCCCCAGGAAGCGUGUGGACUCCCCAAUGCUGAACAGGCAUGGGAAGCGACGACCAGAAAGGAAGUCGAUGGAGGUUCUCAGUGUGACAGAUGGCGGCUCCCCAGUCCCUGCUCGCAGAGCUAUUGAAAUGGCACAACAUGGACAGAGGUCUCGGUCAAUCAGCGGAGCUUCAUCUGGGCUCUCCACCAGUCCUCUCAGCAGUCCAAGGCCUAUCAGAAAGUUCUUCAUCCCCCCUCAGACCUCCGACCUCCCUUUCUCUCCCCGACCCCAAGUCUCCUUGGACCCCGAUGCUUGUAGGAACGCCUCCAGGCCUGGACAUGUACUCCAACCAAAGCCAGCACUUCAGCCCAACCCAAAGACGCAGACUUUGCCAUCCAAGAGCAAAUUGGCCGAAAAACCACUCCAGUCUACUAAAUCCAACCCACUCCCUUCCAGCAAUGCCAGCGCACCCUCUUCCCAGAACAGCCCCGUGCAGAAUGCCCCGGGCCGCUCGCCUGCUGCCGGCUUUAACCCACAGCUGGCUGUUCCUAAAUUGCAGACCAACCCUAUGUCUCCUGUUAGAUUACUCCCUUCUAGUACUGACCCAAGCACCAAAUCUAUCCCCAUCAUACAGGUCACCCCUCACCCCUCUCCAAGGGGAAGUCCCCUCCCUACCCCCAAGGGGACACCUGUCCAUACGCCAAAGGAGAGCCCAGCAGGCACACCCAACCCAACACCACCAUCCAGCCCCAGCAUUGGAGGAAUGCCAUGGAGGACACGGCUCAACUCAAUCAAGAAUAGUUUCCUGGGGUCUCCUCGCUUCCAUCGCCGGAAAUUGCAAGUACCUACACCAGAGGAAAUGUCCAAUUUAACCCCAGAAUCAUCCCCAGAGCUUGCCAAAAAAUCCUGGUUUGGUAACUUCAUUAAUCUGGAGAAAGAAGAACAGAUUUUUGUGGUCAUUAAGGACAAACCACUAAGCUCCAUUAAGGCUGAUAUUGUCCACGCUUUCCUGUCGAUUCCAAGCCUCAGUCACAGUGUCAUCUCACAGACAAGUUUCCGUGCAGAGUACAAGUCCACAGGAGGUCCUGCUGUCUUCCAGAAGCCAGUGAAGUUCCAGGUGGAUAUAACAUACACAGAAGGGGGAGAAGCGCAGAAGGAAAACGGGAUCUAUUCUGUCACUUUCACACUCUUAUCAGGUCCAAGCCGUCGUUUUAAGAGGGUAGUAGAAACCAUUCAGGCACAGUUGUUAAGCACACAUGACCAGCCUUCAGUGCAGCAAUUAUCAGGCAGCCCAUUGAGUAACUUCUUUGACGUAAUUAAACAACUUUUUUCAGACGAGAAGAACGGGCAGGUGAGCCAUCCCCCCGGCACGCCAACCAAGCAUAGCGCAAACAGCAAGCGGAGCGAUUCCGGUUCUAAUGACUAUGGGUCUAGAGGAGACAAUAAGUACCCUGCUGGCAAAGACAAGGCAAAGAUGGUCUCAUCAGUCGGCCUACAAGACCAACCUUAAAUAAACACAUAAAAAAUUAAAUAACUUAGAAACAAAAUCAGAAACAAACAAACAAAAAAAUAAAGCAAGAAAGAACGAAAGAAUAUUCCUUAGCAAGCUAGCCUCUAAACUAGAAGGAUGUAUAUACCUUGCCACAACAGUACAAAACUGUCUAUAGACAAAUUUUGUAUGAAGGAAUGACUGUAUAUAUAUACAUAUAUAUAUUUAUAUAUGAUAUAUAAUAUAUAUCUCAGAAACAAACACAAAAACAAACGAACGAAAGAAUGAAAAGAAAAGAAAGAAAAGAAAAGGUAGCACAGAUGACAAACCCAGUUCGACAGAUCUUGGGUUGUGGUUUUUUUUUUUUGAUUGCUUUUUCUUUUUUUUUUCCUCCCUUUUUUUGAAUGUUUUUCUUUUUUUUUUUUCCUCCUUCCUGAUUUUUUGGGUUUUUAUUAUUAUUAUUACUUUUUGUUUUCUUUCGGUUUGUUUCUUGUUCUGUUCAUGCUCUCUCUGUGUUUCUGACGACACCACUUGUUUCCGCUCUGCUACCAGGAAUUAUCCCGAAAAGUUAACAUGUCAGCCACGGCUUCACCUUCUGUGCUCUGCGGACACUUGUUGACGGAAGGCAACCGAUGUAGACUGUCCAAGGACCAGUCCUGUUUGAGGUUCCCAGCCUCCCCUCUCCCUUCAGGAAGUGGGUUUCUCCCCCACUUCUCCCCAAACAUCUCCCCAAUGCACGCUUUUUUUGUGUUGCUUUUUUUUUUUUCCUCUCUCUUUUUCAUUUUUGGUGCUCCACAAGAGAGAUCUGCUCAGUUAUGGGAUUGCACAGUCUGGGCUGAAAGGAGGUUGCAAAUUGUUGGAGUGAAACCUUUGCCCUUGGCAGCUUCUGUCCGCGCAGGUGAACUCAGCCUGGAGCGGGAGGGUGUGGGGAAGGAGAUGGGGUAGUGGGAGCGCAGUGUUGCGUGGAUCCAGAGUGUGUUCUCAUCAGAAACCAGCCAGGAGCAACUCAAAACUAAGCCUUGAACCAAGACAACAUUGGGGAGCUUCAUCACAGGAUUUUCUUAGCCUUCUUUUUCUCCCCACCACCUUUUCUGUUUCUUUUGCCCCCGUUUUUUUAUGUAUAUACAUGUAUAUAUGUGCGUAUAUUUUGAUAAAAAUAUACAUACAUGCAUACAUAUAUAUAUAUAUAUAUAUACACAGAAAAUAAUUGUGUUUUGUUUUGAUUCGUUUUGUUUUUAAUGCUGUCUCAUUUUGCUUUUUGACCUGCUGGAAGGGGAAAGGAGUAAACUUAGGAGGGAGAGGGGGGUUAAACGAAUAAACACAUACAAACAAAACAUGCAAACUUAGGGAAAAGGCAACUUCUGGUAGCAAAGAAGAGGGACAAGACUCUGCCAAGGACUGUCUCUCCUGCCGCCAGGCAUGGUUGCUGCUGCUGCUACUGCUGUUCCUCCUUCGACACCUUCCUCCCCAUCUGUCAGCUCCCUGCCACUGUGCCACCGCGCUGGGACCUUCUUCCACCAGCUGGAGCCUCCACCGCACCCUGCAUUUAGAGGCAAUUGUUGUGUUGCUAGUGCUGCAUUGAUAUCAGUAUUAUUAUUUCUUUAAGUUCCCGAUUUCAUUCGUUGGCUUGGGUGAAUUUUUUUCUUAAAAAAAAAAAAAAAGAAGAAAAAAAGAAAAAAGAAAAAAAGAAGACGAAGAGGAAGAAAAGAGACUUACCUUGGGUUUUAUUUCCUGUGUGUGUGUGUGUGCAAAUCACUGGCACUUCGUUCAUCUGAGCAAGGCAAGGUGGAGUCAGGGCAGUGGGAGACUUAAUCACGAAGCUACUGUAAACUUUAAAAAUUACUGCAAGAUAUUUUUAUAAAGUUUUAGUUUUUCUUUUUGUUUCGUUUUGAUUUGUUUUGUUUUGGUUUUGUUUUCUUUUUUUUUGAAGGGGAGGAGGGUGGGCUUGGGUGGAUGGGGACCUUUCUUUUUUGCGUUUCAGUUCUUAGGUCUUGGUUAUUUAUAUAUACAUAUAUAUAUAUAUUUAAAAAUAAGCUGUUAGAUAUAUCUUCUGUUUAAUAACUGUGUAGAGGCAACAUCGAUUCUUAUUUAUUUUGCGGAGGAGGGGGAAAAAAGACACAGCAGCCCCGUAAGUGUUCAUCUUGUGACUUGGAGAAAGAAGAAUCGCCGCCUUUUUUCCUCCUCCUCGAGAGUUACAUGACCAAGUGUAACUUAUUCUGGCCCAAGUUCAAAGGUUAAACAAACAGACAAAGAAACAAACGUGGUUUUACGCCUGGAAGACAAAACGCAGUGAGAAGUUCUUCUUGACUGAGAUUUUAAGAAUGUAGGCUUAGCAUUAGUGUUCAGCUCUUUUAUGACCUUCGAUUGCUGCUCGUUGGGUUCCUAUGGGUGUAUGUUGUAUCGCAAGAUUAUUAUUAUUUUUUUUUUAAAUGAUAAUGUUGUAUGAGUUCUUUUUGGUUGUUGUUGUCGUCGUUGGUUUUUUUAAUCAUUUUUCCCCUUCUCGAACCAGUUUUACUUGUACAUAGGUUUGAAGAUUAAAGCGGAUUUUUAAAGACACAACUGGGGCAAAGACCUUUGACUUUGGCCCCGCUUCCCCAUUCCCCCAAAACGGGAGGGAUUCAUUUUACGUUUCCGUUCUAUUUAUUUAUUUAUUUUCCCUACUCCCAAACCUUUUCUCUCGUAUUGCUGUGUGCAUGUCAGACACCGGGGGGUGAUGGCUGGGGAGGGGGGGAGGCAAGGGUGCAGGAGAGGGGGGCAGUUUUAAUUGCAUGACAUUGCUGUAAAUUAGUCUCUUUUGCUUUCGUUGUCUUUCCUGCCUCCGCCCUCUCUCUACUUCUCCUCCGAGCUCCCCUCCCAUCACCCCCGUCCUUCUUUUCCCUCUUUUCUCUUCCCUUGUGUAUAGAUUUUGAUGCUUCUGUUACAUUGUACCUCUACGAAAGGCUGGGAUUUCAAUACAAAAUAAUAAUAAUAAUUUAAAAAUACCUAUAUCAGCAAAACCCACGCGGUACAAGCAGGAAGGGGAUUACUUACACAAGAUAUAAGAAUAAACGAAAGCAAUACCUCUUGUUAUCCUUCCUAUUUUGUACUUUGAAGACACACACGCGCGCACACACACAUAUACAGACACAAACUGACGUUAUUUAAUGGUUUAAAAUGGACAACAAAAUCUGAUGUAUCCCUUGUUAAAUAACUGUGAGCAACUUUAGUUCAAAAACCAAUAAAUUCAUUCAGUAAAGAUA
Molecule: messenger RNA, 6116 nt
Organism: Gallus gallus (chicken)
Lineage: Eukaryota; Metazoa; Chordata; Aves; Galliformes; Phasianidae
Gene: BRSK1
Product: BR serine/threonine kinase 1
Exons: 19
Coding region: 328-2898 (856 amino acids)
Biological process (GO): microtubule cytoskeleton organization; protein phosphorylation; intracellular signal transduction
Cellular component (GO): cytoplasm
Molecular function (GO): protein serine/threonine kinase activity; ATP binding; tau-protein kinase activity
Source: RefSeq, a predicted model, not a curated record